AUGGAGCGCAGGCCGUUUCGCAUCCAUAGUCUCACUGUGCAUCCGGCCUCACUGCGGUGGGCAUCCACGGCGCUGUCCAUUCAGGACAGGAUCCGAAGCAGCCCACCCUCUGAGGGUGGCGUCUCUGAUCAGCCAGAAACAAGCUGCCAGUGGCACAGCAGGAGGCGGUCGCGCAAUUCUCGGCCAAGUCAUCGAGCUGAGCUGCUACACGAAAUUGAUCGCUGGUGCGACGUCUGACCAGAAACACGGUAUAGCUGCGGCUUUCGGCAGAUAUCCAAGAAAGCCGCGCGGUGGCUCAAUAGUCGGAAGGCUUCGGCGCGCUGCUGACGG
Gaeumannomyces tritici R3-111a-1 is the source of this 330-nucleotide messenger RNA. RefSeq lists its product as hypothetical. The record is from RefSeq and is a predicted model, not a curated record. The coding region runs from base 1 to 237 and encodes 78 amino acids. The transcript has a single exon. NCBI's taxonomy places the organism in Eukaryota, Fungi, Ascomycota, Sordariomycetes, Magnaporthales, Magnaporthaceae.